Molecule: messenger RNA, 7688 nt
Organism: Amphibalanus amphitrite
Lineage: Eukaryota; Metazoa; Arthropoda; Thecostraca; Balanomorpha; Balanidae
Product: voltage-dependent calcium channel type A subunit alpha-1-like
Exons: 41
Coding region: 692-6430 (1912 amino acids)
Biological process (GO): calcium ion import across plasma membrane; chemical synaptic transmission
Cellular component (GO): membrane; voltage-gated calcium channel complex
Molecular function (GO): calcium ion binding; high voltage-gated calcium channel activity
Source: RefSeq, a predicted model, not a curated record
UCGAACGGACUCGGGCGGUCGCAGCGCACCGCGCCUCCUGCCGACGGGCGCCGCAGCCGCAGGCGAGUGUCCCGCCGCGGUACCUGCGCCACCAGCGGACAGUGAGACUGAGGGACACCGCGACCAGCUCGAGACGCGACCUGUGAGACGCGACGUGACCCCGGGCGGCCGUGGCACCGACGUGACGUGUCGCUGCGCAGCGCCGCCGGCGCAGCUCGGGCCGGCUCCGGUUCAAUACCGCCCCGCGCAGGCGGCUCCAGCGGCGACCGCACAGCGGCCUCCAUACACUCACACUCACACACAUACACACACACCUACACUGUGACACCCCCGGCCACCCUCCGCACGCAGCCCGCCACACCCGCGCACACACGGCUCUCUGUGGACGGGCGGGAGGGCGGGACGAGUGCCCGGCCGCCACUCCGUGUCAGUGACUGAGGUGCAGUGAUCGCUGCGGCACCGCGCGCUGCCCGCCGGGCCCCGUCCAUCUCACCGCGCCAGCCGCCCGUCGGCCAUGCGGGGGGCGGUGUGCCGCACUGCGACCUUCUCCGGAGCGGCCACUCGAGAUGCCCGCGCGUGACCGUAAACGGAGGCUGGAUACAGGCUAGCGGCAGCUCAGGAGGCCCGCGCGCGAGAGGCGGCAGCCAGCGGCGCCGACCCGGCGGCGCACCGGACCUACAGCUACUCCGCCAUGGCCAAGAAGAGCGCGGCGCCGUCGCAGGACGGCCGACGGCCCACCUCGCUGUUCAUCUUCAGCGAGACGAAUCCAAUCAGAAGAUACACCAAAUUCAUCAUUGAGUGGCCUCCGUUUGAGACGGCAGUUUUGAUGACCAUCAUCGCCAACUGCGUGGUGCUCGCUCUCGAGGAGCACCUGCCAGAGGGCGACAAGACGAUGCUCGCCAUCAAACUGGAGGCUACUGAAACUGUAUUUUUGUGCAUCUUCUGCGUGGAGGCGUCGUUGAAGAUAAUGGCGCUAGGAUUUGUGCUACACAAGGGUGCCUACCUUAGGAAUAUCUGGAACAUUAUGGAUUUCAUAGUAGUAGUUACCGGACUGGUCACAAUACUAGCAGAUGAGAGACUCACGGCCGGUGUCGACUUCAGGACGCUCAGGGCCAUUCGUGUCCUGCGACCGCUUAAGCUAGUGAACGGAAUUCCUAGUCUUCAGGUGGUGCUGAAGUCCAUCAUCAAGGCGAUGGCGCCUUUGUUACAAAUCGGCAUGCUGGUGUUGUUCGCCAUCGUCAUAUUCGCCAUCAUCGGGCUGGAGUUCUACUUUGGCGCGCUUCACAAGACCUGCUAUGAUUUGAAGGAUUUCAGUAAAUUUAAGACGGAGGGGGACUCGCCAACUCCUUGUGAUAUGUCCAAUGCAUGGGGGGGCUACCGGUGUAACGAAUCGGUGUCAAUGUGUCUGGAGGGCUGGGUGGGCCCCAACUACGGCAUCACUUCGUUCGACAACAUCGGCUUCGCCAUGCUCACCGUGUUCCAGUGCAUCACCAUGGAGGGCUGGACGUCCAUACUCUACUGGACCAAUGACGCGAUUGGAAGCAAGUUCAACGUUAUCUACUUCGUGCCUCUGAUCAUACUGGGCUCGUUUUUUAUGCUCAAUUUGGUUCUGGGCGUGCUGAGUGGCGAGUUUUCCAACGAGAGGGUUCGGGUUGAGAGGAAAGAGCAGUUCCGAAAGAUGCGCGAGCGAAAGCUGGUAGCCGAGGCGUUUACCGGUUACUGCGACUGGAUCUGUAAAGCAGAGGAAGUGAUAUUAGCGGAAGAAAGGACAACUGAGGAGGAGAAAAUGCACAUCAUGGAGGCGCGGAGAAAAGCGGCAGCGAAAAGGAAGAAGUUGAAAAACCUGGGCAAGAGCAAGAGCACCGACACGGAGGAGGAAGACAAUGACGGGGAAGAAGAUGCCUUAUAUAUGCCUAAAAAGAAGUCAGGUUUAGCCAAGGCGUCGUACCUCAAAUCAAAAAUAAAGAACCAAGGAGCCUGCGCGGGGUUCUGGCGCGCGGAAAAGACAUUUCGGUUUGCGAUUCGGAAGGCGGUGAAGACGCAGUUUUUCUACUGGUUCGUGAUUGUGCUGGUGUUUCUGAACACGGUGUGUGUGGCGGUGGAGCACUACAACCAGCCCGACUGGCUCGCCCAGUUCCUCUAUUAUACCGAGUUUGUGUUCCUCGGUCUGUUCAUAUCGGAGAUGCUGAUCAAGAUGUACGCGCUGGGGCCGCGCAUCUACUUCGAGUCAGCCUUCAACCGGUUCGACUGCGUCGUCAUCUCCGGCUCCAUCUUCGAGGUCGUCUGGUCCACCAUCAAACCAGAGUCCUCGUUCGGCCUCUCCGUGUUACGAGCCCUCCGUCUGCUGCGCAUCUUCAAAGUCACCACGUACUGGUCGUCCCUGCGGAACCUGGUGAUCUCUCUGCUCAGCUCGAUGCGCUCCAUCAUAUCGCUGUUGUUCCUGCUCUUCCUCUUCAUUCUCAUCUUCGCUCUGCUCGGAAUGCAGCUGUUCGGAGGAGAGUGGAACUUCAAGGACGGCACACCGCCGGCCAACUUCAACAGCUUCGCCGUGGCGCUGCUUACUGUGUUCCAGAUUCUGACUGGAGAGGACUGGAACGAAGUCAUGUACAACGGCAUCAAGUCGCAGGGCGGCCACGACAAUGGAGGCAUGAUCUACUGCCUGUACUUCAUCGUGCUGGUGGUGUUCGGCAACUACACUCUGCUGAACGUGUUCCUCGCUAUCGCCGUGGACAACCUGGCCAACGCGCAGGAGCUCACCGCGGCAGAGGAGGAACAGGAGGAGGAGGACAAGGAGAAAAUGGCUGCUGAGCUGGAGAAGGAGAUUGGAGCGCUGCACGUGGCGGACGGAGCCCCGACCGUGGAGAUCUGUCCGCCCUCACCGCACGCGCCCGUCCGCAACCACAGCUCGGACAACCGGCCGUCGCUGCAGGCCAUGAAGGGCGACACCGUGGACGAGGAGGAGGCUACCGGGCCCAAGCCCAUGCUGCCCUACUCGUCCAUGUUCAUACUGUCGUCGACCAACCCGAUUCGGUGUGCCGCUCACUGGGUGGUCAAUCUGCGGUACUUCGACUUCUUCAUCAUGUUUGUCAUCUCUCUGAGCAGUAUCGCUCUGGCGGCGGAGGACCCCGUGGUGGAGCAGAGCAACAGGAACAAGAUCCUCAACAUGUUCGACUAUGCCUUUACGGGCGUCUUUACAGUAGAGAUGAUCCUCAAGGUCAUAGAUAUGGGUCUUAUUCUCCAUCCUGGUUCCUACCUACGAGAAGUGUGGAACGUUAUGGACGCUACAGUUGUAAUAUGCGCCUUAUUUUCGUUCAUUUUUAAUCAAACCGGGAGCUCGACGGGGCAGAACCUCUCCACCAUCAAGUCCCUGCGAGUUCUCCGGGUGCUGCGGCCGCUGAAGACCAUCAAGCGCGUGCCCAAGUUGAAGGCGGUGUUCGACUGCGUGGUCAACUCGCUGAAGAAUGUUGUCAAUAUUUUGAUAGUGUAUAUGCUGUUUCAAUUUAUCUUCGCUGUGAUAGCAGUGCAACUGUUCAACGGGAAGUUCUUCUACUGUACGGACAAUAGCAAAGUGUUGGAACAAGAGUGCCAAGGAGAGUACUUUGUGUACACGGACGAUAACCAGCCGCCGGAGGUGCACGAGCGGAAGUGGAAUAAGCAGGACUUCCACUACGAUGACGUCAUGAUGGCCAUGCUGACCCUCUUCGCCGUCCAGACCGGAGAGGGGUGGCCCACAGUGUUGCAAAACUCGAUGGCGGCCACCUCUGAGGACAACGGUCCGAAGCCGCACUACCGGAUCGAGAUGUCGCUCUUCUACAUCGUCUACUUCAUUGUCUUUCCGUUCUUCUUUGUCAACAUCUUCGUGGCGCUCAUCAUCAUCACGUUUCAAGAGCAGGGCGAGGCCGAACUGCAGGACGGCGAGCUGGACAAAAACCAGAAAUCCUGCAUAGACUUUGUUAUUCAAGCGAGGCCUUUGGAGAGGUACAUGCCAAAAGAUAGAAAAAGUUGCAAAUACAAGAUGUGGAAGAUAGCCGUCUCAACUCCGUUCGAAUACUUCAUUAUGGUUUUGAUUAUUCUAAACACACUUCUUCUGAUGGUCAAGAACUACCCCCAAAGUGAUUCCGAGGAGAAGGUCGUGCGAAAUCUGAAUAAUGUCUUCACCUUGCUGUUUGCAAUAGAAUGUGCGCUCAAGGUGGUGGCCUUUGGAGUCAGGAACUUCUGCAAGGACAGAUGGAACACGUUCGACCUGAUCACGGUGCUCGGCUCAAUCGUGGACGCCAUCGCCACCGAAACACAGAUGACCAGCUCCAUCAACCUGGGUUUCCUGCGACUGUUCCGAGCGGCGCGUCUUAUCAAACUGCUCCGACAGGGCUACACCAUCCGCAUCCUGCUGUGGACAUUCGUGCAGAGCUUCAAGGCCUUGCCAUACGUCUGCCUUCUGAUAGCCAUGCUGUUCUUCAUUUACGCAAUUAUUGGCAUGCAGGUGUUCGGAAAUAUGGGGUUCGAUCCCGACUCGGAUAUGAACAGGCACAACAACUUUCAAAGUUUCUUCAGCUCUGUGUUAUUGCUUUUUCGGUGUGCCACUGGCGAGUCGUGGCAGAGCAUCAUGCUCGCCUGCAUCAAGGGCAGACCGUGCGAUCCGCGCGCCAUCCCCGAAAACGAUCCCCACAAGGUGUGCGGCUCGGACUUCGCCUACGCCUACUUCGUCUCGUUCAUAUUCUUCUGCUCAUUCCUGAUGCUCAACUUGUUUGUGGCUGUAAUUAUGGACAACUUUGACUACCUGACGCGCGACUCGUCGAUCCUGGGAGCCCAUCAUCUGGACGAAUUCCAUCGGAUAUGGGCCGAGUACGACCCGAAUGCAACUGGCAGGAUAGAGUACACAGAAAUGUACGACAUGCUGCGCAACAUGGAGCCUCCACUCGGCUUCGGAAACAAGUGUCCGUACCGGCUGGCGCAUAAGAAGCUCAUCCGAAUGAACAUGCCCAUCGACGAGGAGGGCAAAGUGCAGUUCACAACGACUCUGUUCGCGCUCAUCAGGGAGAACCUCAGCAUCAAAAUGAGGCCCGCGGAUGAGAUGAACCAGGCGGACGCCGAGUUGCGGAAAACAAUUACGAAACUCUGGCCGCUUCAAGCCAAGAAGCUGCUCGAUCUGCUCGUCCCUCCAAGAGAACAGGUGGGAGCGGGCAAGCUGACUGUCGGGAAGAUCUACGCCGGCCUGCUGAUACUGGAGAACUGGAAGACGACGCGGUUUGGGCAGAUAGCGCCCGAAAAUCAACCGGAGAAGCAGGAGCUAGUGCCUCCCGACUCGAAAGCCAGUUUGCUAGAGCGCAUCAUGGGCAUAGCGCGGCCGACCAACCCGCGCGCGGCGGCUGAGCCGUCGGGGCCGCCGCCGCCGCCGCCCGCCGCCGAUGACGACGACGAGCUCUGCGACAGCGACGACCGACAGAGCGUAAGUUUGCUGGGGCCCUCUCAGACGGUAGUGUACACGGAGGCGGCCGUCGAGCCGUGGCGCCGGCUGGGCGGCUCCGACUCGCGGCUCUGGCGGCCCGACGAUCCGCCCGGCUCUCCGGCGCGCCACCGCUCGGCCUCCCAGCAGCUGGUGUCACCCCGCGGCAGUGGCCAGGGUGACCUGAUCGGGUCGCGGCGCAGUUCGAUCGCCUCUCUGGUGACCCAGCUGCAGGGCGGCUUCCGGCCGGGCAGUUUCCGCUCGCGGUCGCCCAGUCCGCGCGCCUACCACUCGCCCAACUCGUCAUUCCGGAGGCGCGUGCGGCCCCAGUCGCCCUACCAGGACCGCUCGCCGUCGCCCGCCGCGUCCUUCCAGCGCAGCCUGCCAGGCAAGGACCACUGCGACUGGGCGCUGCCCCACCGGCACCGGCGGCUACCCAACGAGCGGGCGGCCUCCAUCAGCCCCGAGCGGCGGCGGCGAACGAACGGCUACGGCGCCGGCUCGCUGGACCAGCAGAGCCGCUCGCCGUCUCCGCCGCCGCGCCGCACCGGCAACUCGUUCCCGACGCUGCCGAGUCGGCGCAGCGGCGGCCGCCGGCUGCCGCCCACUCCCAGCCGGCCCUCCACGCUCGACCCGGCCGAGUUUCCGCACGUGGCCCGAGCAGCCGGCUACCGGCCGCCACCGGGCGCAGCGCCCUUCAACUUCCCCAAGGUGAACGCCUCGCCGACUCACACCGGCCGCAGGAUGCCGGCGCCAGGUGUUCCGCCCGUGCGCCGGCCGCCGCUGCCGCCGACGUACGCCGCCGAGCCGCAGCCGCCGCUCAGUUUCGAGGAGGCGGUGGCGAUGGGCCGCGGCACCCGGCAGCUGCCGUCGCCUGUGGUGCCGAACGGGUACCGGCCGGGCGGCGGGGGCGCGGGCGUGGCGCGCCCGGCCGGCCGCCGGCUGCCGCAGCCUGCCGGCGACUCGGAGGACGAGGACUGGUGCUGACACAGCGGCGCGCCGCAGCCGGCCAGUCUUUCAGCGCGCAGUGGCGCCCGCCGCCAGUCGUGUGGCCGCCGCACACGUGCCCACACUGCCCCGUUUUGUACCGCGCGCCGGCCGGCCGGCGCCCGCGGCGCGCCGCCCCGCCCCGGCUCUGUACAUACUAUGAAUAGUUUGUAUUAUACAUAUACAUACAUAGCUAACAUACAUAUAUACUCUCAUUGUAGUCAACUUAAAUCAAAGGGUUUCGUAUCUUCUUCAUACUGCACCCGUUGGGCAGAGGGGCUGCCGCGGUGGCGCCAGCCUUACUCCUGCUUGUCUGGUGUAUAUCGGGUGUGGAUGUCCGGGCGUGGCGCGCUCGGCGGGCCGAGCCACCGCCUCCGCGACGGGCGCGCGUACAAUGUCUCUCUCCUCGUGACCGUCUGGGCCUCGGCCCUGUAUGCCAGUCUGUCCAACUUCCGACCCAGUCUCGAUCGGUGGCGUCCUCUCUUCUCCGUUUCUUCUCUCCUGCCGACCGGGUGAUAGGCGGGGCGCGGCUCGCCGCCCGUCCGCGCGCCGGCGCGUGCUCAUCCCUCCUCUCGGUGUGUGCGUGUGUGUCCGUCUGCGUGUCUGUGAGUGCGUCGGUGUGUGUGCGUCACCCUGAUCCGGCGGCGCCCGUCCGCGGCGGCCGCAGACCACCCAAUGUGCCAUGGGCCGCGGCCCGACUGUGGCCGCGGCGCCGCUCCCCGGGUCGGCCGGCUGCCCCCGACUGCGGCUCUGACGGCGCGCAGCAGUUCUUUUCUCAAAGUAUACCUACACACAGAGCUGUUAUAUCUAUCUGUUGGUUGUUGUCAGAAGCUGAGAGAGUGUGUAGCACAAUAUCUCAACCGUUUAUCGCAUUCCGGUGCAUUCCCCAUAUGAAGAAUCCUGUGCAGCCGUGGCCUGUUCGCGGUGUUCGAGCACAGCCGUUACGUUGUCCACAUAUAUAUGCUCUGCUCUAUUCCAUGCAUAUGGCGUUACUGUUUCCCGUUGCCGCGUUUUGUUCUCGAAGCGUCUACUGCGUGCGUUCGGCAGGAGAUUAGAGUGGUGUGUACGGUCGGUGGCCGGUGCCGGUGGCCGCCGGGGUACUGUGUACCGUGUACGGUCGGCCAGGGCCGCGGGCGCGCCGCCGGCCGUCCGCCGGCAACUGAGCGGGCCGCGUGAGUCGCGCGCGUGGGUGUGUACCGUGUGGUUGUGGUUUUAUACACACGGCUUCCAGUCCUAGAAUACAACAUUUCCAAUCCAA